Mercurialis annua (annual mercury) is the source of this 670-nucleotide messenger RNA. Its product is annotated as preprotein translocase subunit SECE1. The transcript has a single exon. Bases 22 to 534 code for a protein of 170 amino acids. The record is from RefSeq and is a predicted model, not a curated record. Gene Ontology annotation, cellular component: chloroplast thylakoid membrane. NCBI's taxonomy places the organism in Eukaryota, Viridiplantae, Streptophyta, Magnoliopsida, Malpighiales, Euphorbiaceae.
CUUUUCUUUAUCCACUAAAACAUGGCCGUCGCUUCUUCUCUCUCGCUCAACUUCACACUGACAACUCCACCGCCGUUGAGAAUCAACCAACCAAACACAAUCUCACAAUUUAAACCGCCGCCGAUCACUACAAUCGGAAAACUCAAGACCGCAAUUAAUGCAAAAUCGAGAAGAAACAGAGUUUUCUUGAUUCGAGCAGUGGAGGAAGAGAGUAAAAAGAGCGUUGAAUCGGAGGCGGUUCAGGAAGCGGAAUUAAUGGAGGAUAAGUCGAGAAGCGAGUUAGGGGAGGAGAUUAAGAAGGCGAUGAUGGAGAGGAAGGAGAAAGAGAAGGAAGACGGAGGUUUACUGAGUGGAGUGGCUGAGGAAGUUCAAGAGAUUGAAUGGCCUGCUUUUGGUAAAGUGUUGGGCAUUACCGGCGUUGUUCUCGGCGUUAUUGCCGGUUCUAGUGUCGUUUUGCUUACUGUCAAUGCCGUUUUUGCUGAGUUAUCUGAUAGAGUUUUUGUUGGUAGAGGUGUUCAGGAUUUCUUUGGCUAAUCAAGCCAGGCAUUGUAAAGAAUACAAAAAUCUCGAUCAGUUUUGUUUUGUCUAAUUUUUUUUAUUUGUUCCUUUGAAAAGCUGCACUGUAACAUGUAAAUUUUGUAAUUCAGCUGCUUGCAAUUUUUCCUCUAAA